UCUCUUAAGUGAAAGUACAAAUAUAGAAGCAGUACUCUAUUUCAGGAUUGUGCACAUUACUUUAAUAUUGCAGCUGUUAAAGACAUGCCUUUACCAUUCCUACCGGGGAACUCUCCCAACAGACAGCUGGGGAAGGAGAGAUUCCACAAAUCCCAACAUUUCGACUACUCCAAUGGAUUCCCUAUGCUGGCGGGAUCCGAGAAGCCAGGCGUCGGAGGAGAGCUGUUAUAUGGCCAGACGAUUAAACCAAAGUACUCUGUCUACCCCAAAGGACACGGCAGGGAUUUACCAUCAUGGAUAGCCUUUGACAAACAGGCUCUGUGUUUUGAAGCAUUCUUCCAGGAAGCUGUGCCCGUGGCACAAGAUGAGACAUACAGGAUCAGGAAGUGUAAGAUCUACUUCUACCUGGAAGAUGAUACCGUUCAGGUGGUGGAGCCAGAGUACAAGAACAGCGGCAUCCCUCAAGGAACACUUAUUCAUCGCCAACGCAUCCCACUGCCUGCCCCAAAUGAUGACCAGUUCUACAACAUUUUCCAUUUCAACAUCAACCAACAGAUGGUGCUGUACUCACGCGCGUUCACUGUCACCAACUGUGACUCUUUCACAAGGAACUUUCUCUCAAAACUUGGGGUGCGCCUAAAUAAUCCUGCCACUGUACCUGAUGACCCCUAUACCAAACACCGUGAAGAGAUUGAGAAAAGUAUGAAGCCACUUCGGCCGUACGAGAGGCGUGACACACUCAAACAGUUCCUGGACCAAGACCGCAAAGUCCUGCGCUUCAACUGCUACUGGGACGACACAGAGAACGUGUUCGGGGACCCGCGGGUGCUCGUCCUGCACUACUACCUGGCUGAUGACACCGUAGAGAUCCUGGAGAUUAUCUCCCCAAACUGUGGGAGGGAUACCGUGCCCAAAUUCCUACACCGUGGCAAACUACCCAAGCAUGCGACCCAUAUGAAGCAGCCUGGACAGAUCACGGACCGCACGGUGCUCAACGUCUUCUCCUCCACCAGUCAGGAUCAACUCUACAUACUGGACAGCCUCAAAACAGGAGCUUUCCAGGAUGAGUUCUAUAAGGACUGUGAUCUGACUGUGGGUGGGGAGGUGAAUGUAUGGGGCAGGAGAGUGAUCAUCACCGACUGUGACGACUACACCAAAGAACACUACCGCUCCAAAUACGGCAUCGAGGACUUCACCCCGGUGGCGUACAAAGUUCCCCCAGUCCCUAAGCCCCAGAGGCGUAUGCCCCCCUACAACGGUUUUGGCUCAGAGGAGGACUCGCUGAGCUCAUGCCAGGGCCUUGUGCCCAAACCCCCACAGAAAGACUUCCGAAGGUUUUUGGAUAAAGACAGUUGCGACCUCACCAAUGUGCUGAAUUUCCGUGCCAAGAUGGUCACCACCGACCCAGUUGACAGAGAGAGGGUGUUCAUCAUCUCCUUCUUUAUCUGCGAUGACUCCAUCUGUGUGUUUGAAAAACCACAGAGGAACUCAGGCGUGCUCGGUGGUAAGUUCCUGGAGCGUGGCCGUGUGAAGAAGCCAGGCCAGGAGCUGUUUAAGAGCGAGCUGUCUGAGUACUUGAAAGCCCAGGAUAUGUACGUCGGAGCAACAAUCUGCCUCAGCAGUAAGCACUUCCAGGUUCUGGAUGCGGAUGAAUACACCUUCAACUACAUGAAGCAACACGCUGAGAAGUUCCCCAAAGCCAACGUGGGAAACAUCCUCAGCAAACUACGAUCUGUUCCGGAGGAGAAACAGAGUGAGAUCAGGACGUUUCUGACGCUCAGUGACCCCGGCAACACUGGCUCCAUUUCCUAUGAGUCGUUGAGGGGCCUGCUAAUGGGCCUGGACUGCGGACUGACGGAGCACGAGGUUCUGGUUCUGGGCCGAAGUUUCUCGGAGCGCGAGCAGCCAGAGGCGGACGUGGGCCUGAUGCUGGCUGUGGCCCAGGACUUCCUCAAGAAGAAGCACUUUGAAGAGUUCUCUGACAUGGACAGAGCCUUCACACACCGCGACCGACACAAGACCGGCCGUCUCUCCACCAAAGAGACGAGGACCGUCUGUAAGGCCUUCCACCUCCCCCUGCCUGAGAAGCUGCUCGGAAGUCUGUUCAGCAAGUUUGCAGAUGGGGACGAGAUCGACUACCACGCCUUCCUGGCUGGCAUUGACUGGUUAGAGCACCCUGCUCCUCCAGUAAUGCCCGACGACACGUUAAAGUUUGAUGUGAAGGCCAGAUCUGGCGCCGAUGGAGCUACUGUGAAAAACGUCAACUACUCUACCCUUCUGAAGGAUGUAUUCAUCUUUCCCUCCAGCAACGAGGACCCAACCACCACCUGCACCACCACCACAACAUAG
This is a messenger RNA of Anoplopoma fimbria (sablefish), 2349 nucleotides long. RefSeq names its product EF-hand domain (C-terminal) containing 2 (gene efhc2). Bases 85 to 2349 code for a protein of 754 amino acids. Lineage: Eukaryota; Metazoa; Chordata; Actinopteri; Perciformes; Anoplopomatidae. The transcript has 16 exons. Gene Ontology annotation, cellular component: microtubule. The record is from RefSeq and is a predicted model, not a curated record. Gene Ontology annotation, biological process: regulation of neuron projection development.